UGGCCAAAGUACCUCAAGGGCUGCAAAGGCAACUGAGGUACGCAAGCCAUCAUAUGCGGCCGUAACUGGGACCAUUAAAGUUGCGAUCGUACCAGAGGGUUACCCCAAGAUCGUCCUCAGUAGUGAGGACCUCUCACAGCUCGAGGACGCAUUACUGAAGGAGAUAGUCCUCUCUGGUUGGGAUUCUCCAAUUAAGUUUUUAGGAAUCCACUUCAGGGUGGGUCGCCUGAUAGUGGAUUGCCGCAACGCAACCACUGCUGAGUGGCUGCAAUCAGCAGUCCCCAGCCUCAGCAAGUGGAGCGGUGUCUCCAUGGAGGUAAAGAUGUGCGACGACUUGCCAUCGUCACACAACAUCACCAUCUACUGCCCCAGGACAAGAGACAAGAAAACAAAGUGGAUCAUGGAAUUGAUCAAAACACAAAAUGACUUGUACACUGAGAAUUGGCGUAUUAUGUCAAGGAAGAAUGAGGGUGGUGGCUCGCUCCUCAGCCUUGGCAUUGAUGACAACUCAUGUGCCAAGAUGAUUUCUAGCGAGCACAAGCUGAGCUUCAGGCUUGGAGACAUCUCAGCUUGUGGUCUAAAGAAGGCCAAGGCGAUCAAAGCCGGCAUAAGACGCUUCGAGACUCCUCGAAAUUCACCAGUCUCUGCGGAGAAGAAAAAGCCAAAAAAGCUCCCCGAAUCCAGCGUGGAUCUGACGGAGGGUGAGGAUCUCGAUGCGACCGUCAUCGAGAUGGCGGAUCAGACCCCGUUAUCCUCUCAGGAGCUAGGCAUGGAACUAGACCUUCUGAGUAAGGAAGAAGCGAUACCGGUGGAUAGUGAUCUAGGUAUCUCCAGAUCAGCAACGCCGACGAUGGAGCCGAUCAUCUAAUGGUCGGAAGUACAGGGAUAGCUCAGGUGAACAUCCAUCGCGCCAAGGCGGCCUCGGCUGUGCUGGCAAGGAUGUUCACCAAACAACAUAUUGGGCUAGCCCUGGUACAGGAACCCUGGUAUAACCAGGGAAUGAAAGGACUGUACGUGAAGAACGCCAAGAAUUUCUUACGCGGGACUAUGUACCGAUCAUGGUAGAAGAUGUGUGAGCAGCCAAGAAGACUGUGGUGGCAUCGGCAUACUUUGCCAGUGACGAGGCGUGCCCACCGCCCGAAAUCACUGCACUGGUUGAACACUGUAAGAAGAUGCAGUUACCCAUCAUCAUUGGAUGUGAUGCAAAAGCACAUCACGUGAUAUGGGGCAGCAGCGACGUGAACCAAAGAGCAUUUUCUACGCUUUUAUUUCAGCUCUCCUUCGCCGUGGGAUCGAUCUUUCAUUGAGGAUUAAAAUUGAAUGAGUUUUAUUUGCAUUAAUAUUUAUAUUGGAAAUAAUAUAUAAAACACACUGAGAGUAAUUAAAAAGAAAAGUCAAUAUAAUAAAAAAAAACUUUAAUUAUACACCGGCAAAAAUCACGGAAGCAAAAUAGACAAAAGUAAAUACAUUUAUUGAAUAUUUUUUUCGAUUUAAAACUUUGCUUUCAAUAUAAUUUGAAUAAAUUCUACCCAGAUUAACUCGACUAAUGAAUACACUGGGAACAAUUUUUUGAACCCUAAUGAUAUUGCAGAAGUAAACUUUUAAAUAUUAUAUAAUCGGAUUACAUUUUUAUUUUUUCUGAUUAAAGAAACUGAUUUGGAACAAAAAAAUACAACACU
Drosophila mauritiana is the source of this 1679-nucleotide messenger RNA. RefSeq lists its product as uncharacterized. The record is from RefSeq and is a predicted model, not a curated record. The coding region runs from base 311 to 868 and encodes 185 amino acids. The transcript is spliced from 3 exons. NCBI's taxonomy places the organism in Eukaryota, Metazoa, Arthropoda, Insecta, Diptera, Drosophilidae.